AUGCCAAAGAAGUCAGACAUCCCUUCUCGUAUCAUUUUUUGUAAGCGGAAAGUGCUGCUCCGCGGCGUGAGCGGCCAGUUCCGAGCCGGCGAGGUGGUCGCCGUGAUGGGGCCGUCGGGCGCCGGCAAGACCACGCUGCUCAACACCAUUUCCGGAUUCACGACGGGGAUGGUGACGAACGGUAGUGUGCGGAUUCAGCGCGAGGACGGCAGCGUCAGCACCAAGCGCGGCGCCGCCUGCUACCUCACGCAGGACGACCACGUGCAGCAGCUCUUCACCGUCCGGGAGAUCGUCAUGCAGGCCGCAGACCUCAAAGUGGGCAGCCGGCUAGGCUUGGAUAUGAGUACAGCAAUGCAAUGUACCCAGUUGAUGCGACGAAUUGCAAGAAGUGGUCGCACUGUAAUCUGUACAAUUCACCAGCCCAGUGAAAACAUGUUGAGCAUGUUUGAUCAAGUAUAUAUAUUAGCAAAUGGCUAUUGUGUAUAUCGUGGAUCUCCCAAUGAUAUGCUUCCUUUCCUGAACUCUCUAGGAUAUCAUUGCCCAAAGUAUCACAAUCCAGCUGAUUUUAUGCUUGAAGUGACAAAUAAUGAAUACGGUGAUGCAGUUUCAGUAAUGAAAGAAGCACAUAAAAUUUUGCCAUAUCCACCUCUUCUUCCUGACAUUAAAGAGAAUGAAGCCAAUGGAAGAGUGAAUGGAAAACAAGGAAAGGCCAAAGAAACUUAUAGUAAUUCAGAAGAGUACAAGCCCAGUGAAUGGGAAAGAUUUAGAGUAUUGGUCACUCGUAACUUGUUACUACAGCAUCGAGAUUGGGCCACCACACAUACAAAACUUUUGGCAGCAUUUCUAGUUUCUUUGAUUAUUGGUAUAUUGUUUGGACCAAUUGGUGAUAAUGCUCAUAGAAUUAUGAGCAAUAUUAGUAUAUUGUUUAUUCUUAGUCUAUACCAAUGCUAUACACCAGAAGCCCCAGCGCUAUUAAAAUAUGGUGAUGAAGUUCAAAUUGUGAAGAGAGAAUGGUUCAAUAAUUGGUAUCGGCUAUGUACCUACACUAUUGCUUUACUUGUUUCCUCAUUACCAUUGCAUGUUAUGAUAAGCACAAUUCUUUGUUCCAUCGCAUAUUAUAUGACUGGCCAGUUGGCAGAACCUUUAAGAUUUGCCUAUAUUACAAUGGCAUUAAUUUUAAUAUCUAUUGCAUCUGAGUCACUUGGUCUACAAAUUGGAUCUCUAUUUAUUAAGAAAAAAAUUGUCAGCCUUUUUAUUGGCGCCACUCAUCUAGCAUAUCUAUUAUUAUUCGCAGGAUUUCUUGCCUUAAAACCAGAAAUGCCAGACUGGUUUGAUUGGGGAGCAAAAAUUAAUCAUUUGCAUUAUGGUUUUAAUAGUAUCCUCAUAUCAUCAUAUAAAAAUCGUAGCAGAAUUUCUUGCCCAGAAGAUGUAGCUUAUUGCCAUCUUCGAGAACCUCAUGCAAUUCUCAAUAUUUUUGGUCUUGAAAGUUCAGAAAUCUGGCACAAUUAUCUUGCCCUCAUUCUUUUCACUGCAUUUUUACGAAUAACAGGAUUCAUCACUUUAAAUUACAAUGUAAAGCAUAUGAAUGUGUGAUGAUAUGUUGUGAUAAAAUUUUAAUAAUUGACAGUGACAAAAGUGGUUAUUACAUUUAGCAAUUGUGAACCAUGGCAAAGAACAGUUUGUUCAUUCUCAUGAGUUCAUGCAUCAUUAUUACCAAACAAGGUAAUUUCAGAAUAAAGAUGAUAUGUAAUAAACCAUUAAUAUCAUAUCCACAAUGCCAAUCAAAAGAAUAUUAUGACUGGCAAUAAAUUAUGCAAAUCAAUGCAUAAUGUUAAUUAAUGGUAUGAAUAUUGUUGUGCAAAUCAUGGGAUAGAUGAUAAUGCAGCCUAAUAUUAAUGUUAGAAUCAUUAUUUUCAUCCUACAAAGUAAUAACACUGUCUUUCCAAGGAUUAUUCAGGAUAAUCAUUGGGAAAGUUAGAAGUUACAAAACAACAUCAAUUAUCGGUGCUACUUUAAAUUUUGUUAUGUCCUGUAAAUUGUGAUGGUAUGAGGUCCAUGUAUAAAAUGCAGAAGACCUAUGCGGAAUUGUAUUGUAAUAUUUGUACAUCAUAUUGUACAAUACUCCAUCAUUUUGUAAAGAUGUCAAUAAGAAAACAUAAAAACCGUUUACAUUCAUGAAACUGUACAAUAUGUUUGUGUUUAAUGACGUCAAUGUCAGGUUGCAAGUACUUAUGUCUUUUACAAUUUUCUAACUAAUGAUGAAGAUUCAUGGAAGCAUGUACUCUUUUCUUUAGUAAUGAAGUUGUGGAUUUAAUUUAGAAGGUCAAUGAAAAGUUGCUGAAAAUACUCAGGAAGUUACGUAGUAUUUUGGAACAAAAUGUUCUCUUAAUUGGUAUGGAUCUCAAUAGUCAAUGACGAUCCACUUUUUCUAAAGAAAAUUAAAAUUCAUAACUAUAUAACAAACAUAAUUUCAACAUCCAAUAUUUUAAAGUAUUGAAAUUGUUUGUAAUUAAUACAUAUAUAUUGUUUUAUGGAUAUAUUUAUUUAUGUAAUAUGUACACAACGUGAUAUCUUCUUAUGAAGACUUGAAUGCACUCUCAUCAAUGAAACAAGUUUUCCUUGAUGUGCAGAGUGGAUACCAUGUAAAUAAUCUAACUUUUAAACUUGGUGAGGUGCAUUGGCUGUGGAGUACUUGAAUAUUUUAAGAUGUGUCUCCUAAUUAAAUCAAAUUGAUUUUGAUAUAAGCACAUUCAAUUGUUAAUAAUUUUCUUGAAACAUGGAAAUUCAGCUUGAAUAGAGAAAAUAAUGUUAACUGAGCUCUCUGCAUGUUUAUAUAGUGAACAAAUGUUAUUGAAGUAGAAAUUAGAGACCUAUAUUUUAACUUCACUUUUAAUUUUCAUUUCACUGAAAAUUGUUGUUCAUUUAGCAUUGCUACAUUUAAUGAACAGUGAAAUUUAAUACAUGUUGUCCUUAUUCUUUGAACUUAUUCUAUGAAGUGGGGCCCCUCCUGACCUCCCCCUCCUCCUCCAGGAAGAGUCAGGAGGAGCCAUCUUACAUAAAUAAAACAUUUGAUUUCCUUAAAUACAACGUCCACUCCAAUAUUUAUCCUUUUUUAACUGAACGAUUUGGAGAAUUGUUAUAUGAUAUUUGGGGAAGAGGCUUUCCUUGUAUGUUUUAUUAAUCUUGUAGAAAAAUUCUAAUCUAAAGAAAAAGGUUUAAUGAAAGGGGAACCCAAAAAUGUAAGUCUACCACCUUUUUGUUGUAGGCUAAGCAUGUCUAUGUUUUUAUUCAUUUAACUUUAUACAUUAUUUGUACAUGUAUAUGCAAUGCAAAUGAAAAUUACAUAAUCUAAAAUCAUACCCACAUAAUAUAUGGAAGUCCUGUUUACUGUUGUUUAUAACAACUGCUCAUGUAAAAAAAAUCUGUUAGAAUCUAAUUGAUAUUUAUCUAUUGAUGAUACAUUUAAGUGUUCAAUAUUUCUACUUUUAUAAUCAUGUGAGUCAUACAACAUCAUUUUUAAUUGUUCAAAGAAAUAUCUCUCAUGCUGGUCAUGAGGGGAAAAGUUCAUGAAUUUGCAUUAUCACAAGAAAAUUUCAUGUACUGAUUCAUAGUUCAAUAAUCAACAAAUGAUUAAAUUAUUCUUUAAAAGGAAUUUAUUUGUGUUCGAUCACAUUUUGCAUUUCUUAAUCAUAUUAUUAUUACUCAAGUUACUUAAAAAUUUGUUAUGCAAAAUUAGAGUUGUUCAUGUUUAUUACAAUCUUCUUAAAUACUUACCAGUUUAAAAAGAAACUUCUGAUUUUUUAAAUAAUUUUUGUUAAUAAAAAGAAUGAUGAAUAAAGUAUAAUUGUAAAUAUUAUAAAUAAAAUAAUAAAU
Gryllus bimaculatus (two-spotted cricket) is the source of this 3873-nucleotide messenger RNA. NCBI's taxonomy places the organism in Eukaryota, Metazoa, Arthropoda, Insecta, Orthoptera, Gryllidae. The record is from the annotation of a GenBank genome assembly.